GUAGUCUCUGCAUCAUUAUUGCAAUCACUGAUCGUUGUCAAUGCACCCGCCCGCACCUGCUUAUCGAAGCGAAAGGGCUCAUGAUUCCGAUGCUGCUAUUCGUCAGACAGAUUCAGAUGCAGCGUUGGCACGACUAUCUGCAGUUAGGAAAGGCUAUCUGAACGACCGUUUCAUCAGUUCCCUGCUGCCUCGAGCGCAGCUACAGCCCCUGCGGCCACCAUUGAUCAAUAUUGGCACUUAUGUGCGAUCUGAAGCCAUCGACAGACUCGUGGAGCAGUGGCUUGACUUCUCCAAGCCGGAGGGGCAACUCUGUCAGAUUGUUAGUCUCGGGGCAGGGAGUGACACGCGGUUUUGGCGUUUAAUGGAAGGACCUUGGAAAGAGCAGAUUGGGACGUAUUUCGAACUCGACUUUCCGGAUGUGACCACAAAGAAAGCAAUGGCCAUUCGCAAUCCGAGAAGUGGGCUCAGCACUACUCUUGGUCCUUCGGAUUUAGAUCUUGGCGGGCAGGCCUUGCACUCGUCCAGAUAUCAUCUUUUGCCAUGUGAUCUUCGCAAACCCCCCGCAGACAUUCUUCCGGGGCUCUUCAAAGAUUAUCUGUCCCCUGCUCUUCCAACACUUCUAUUAUUUGAAUGUGUUCUGGUUUACAUGUCUCCGGAGGCCUCAUCCACCUUGAUCCAAUGGUUUGUUGACUUCUUCAGCCCAAGCACCCACACUCCAUUGCCAGGCACUCUGGGAUGUACAGUGUAUGAAAUGUUCGGACUAGAGGAUGCCUUUGGGCAAGUCAUGAUGAACAAUCUUCGAGCGAGAAAUGUUUCUCUUCCAGGGGCAAAACCAUAUCCUUCUUUAGAAUCUCUCCCCGCCCGUUUCUUAAGGCAUGGGUUCACUUCUGCGAAGGCGCUGACCCUUCGUAACAUCAGAAGUAAUUACAUCGAGCUGUCAGAACUAGGAAGAAUAUCUAGCCUUGAAAUGCUUGAUGAGGUCGAAGAGCUCAAUCUCGUUCUUGAACACUAUGCAAUCACAUGGGGUGUGAAGUCCUCGUCAGCUGCGAUGAUAUCUCCAUGGAUAGAAUGGGGCUUGCGUCCGGUCAAACAGCAACUCGACUAACGAGCAGAUGUCGUAUAGCUUGGUUACCAACAGGUGCAUCAUUCUAUUCUAUCUUUUGUUAUCAGAUUCCAUUUUGAUCCAUCAACUAGCAAGUCAUUCCUAGUAUUUCCAACAGAUGGGAUGAUGUUCUACUCGCUAGCAGUCUCUAGUACAUGCGGAGUACAUAACGUGUCGAAGUGUUCUCUAUCAGACCAAAUUGAAGGAAGCGAUCAUUCGUUCCUUCUUAAUUACGGCGCUGACGACAAGUUAUGUUCCAUCUUUACUGCUUGUGAGAGCGUAGCUCAUCGUGCUCCAACAUCAAUCGAGGU
Messenger RNA from Suillus clintonianus, 1413 nucleotides. RefSeq names its product S-adenosyl-L-methionine-dependent methyltransferase. Gene Ontology annotation, molecular function: protein C-terminal leucine carboxyl O-methyltransferase activity. The coding region runs from base 41 to 1105 and encodes 354 amino acids. NCBI's taxonomy places the organism in Eukaryota, Fungi, Basidiomycota, Agaricomycetes, Boletales, Suillaceae. Gene Ontology annotation, biological process: C-terminal protein methylation. The record is from RefSeq and is a predicted model, not a curated record. The transcript is spliced from 5 exons.